GUCUGCUACUACCUCUCGAAUGAGGAGGGGAGCUGGGAGUGGAGCCAGGAGUGGUGCUCCUCACACGGGGCCUCGCUGGCUGUGCUCCAGAGGGAGUGGGAAAUGGAGUUUCUCUUGCGCCUCAAGGGCAACACUGAUGUCUGGCUUGGGCUGCGGAGACAAGGCGAGCGCCUGGAGUGGGUGGAUGGCAGCAGCUUCAACCAGAGGAUCCCGGUGCAGGGCCAAGAACCGUGUUUGUUCCUGAAGGACCAUGAUCUCUGGAGUUCAAGCUGCUCAAAGCAACGGCCUUAUGUGUGCAGCAAGGCCUCAGUUCUGAUGGGAACCACGUGAGGGAGCUGGUGGAGAAAGGUCCUUCCCGGUGCUGGGGACUGUUGGGUUUACGUGGCAAGGGUUUGGUAGUGGGGGGCUUCUCUGAGGAGAUGCCAGGAGCUGCCCCCGUGUUGGAUGGAGUCACUUCCAGCUGGCUCCAGGACGCACUCACUGCUGGCCAAGGCUGAGCCCAUCAUUGACGAUGGCAGUGCCUCUGGGACAAGAUAUUUAAGAAGGGGAAAAGCCCUGCUCCUCAGAGCACAUUCCUUCCAGCCCUUCACCAGCUGGCUUGCCCUCCUCUGGACAUGUUCAAGGACCUUCACAUCCUUCUCAAAUGGUGGGGCCCAGCUCUGCCCAUGCUGCUGACUCCCGUUGAGCCUGCUGCCGACCAGCACCCUGUAAACUCAACCACUCCAUGAAUGCUGUGGCCAAGGCAGCCACCAGCCAUCCUGUGAAUGGAGAAGGACUCGUGGGAGAUCAUUACCUGGCUGCUCUGAUGCUGGGAUAACGGGGCCAGUAGCCUGGCAUUGGAA
Messenger RNA from Grus americana (Whooping crane), 842 nucleotides. Its product is annotated as C-type lectin domain family 2 member D-like. NCBI's taxonomy places the organism in Eukaryota, Metazoa, Chordata, Aves, Gruiformes, Gruidae. The transcript is spliced from 3 exons. The record is from RefSeq and is a predicted model, not a curated record. The coding region runs from base 103 to 330 and encodes 75 amino acids.